GGGGGCUUGUUUUUAGCAGCUGCAACAAGGUCGUUCUUUGUGUCAAAAUUCAGAUUCUUGUGACGAACAAUUAGUUUCAAGUAUUAACUUUGUGGCGUGAGUGAUUAUACUUCUACAACCAAAAUAUUUAUUUUUGUUGUUCGUGUGUGCCUUUAUUUUUAGAACUUAGUUUUUAAAUAAUCUGUAUCAUUCGAACGUUCCAAUGAGUGGAGGAGGACAAAGCUCUGAUGGCUCAAAUGCAGGAGGAAUAUUUGUACAAUUCAAUCAGGACUGCACGUCCUUGGUGGCGGGCAGUAGUAGUGGGUACCACCUGUUCACGCUAACUGCAGACGAUGGCAUCGAGGAAAUUUACGCCAGCCGCUCAGGGCACGAGACCUGCCUCGUCGACCGACUGUUCAGCAGCUCGCUUGUGGCUGUGGUCACUGUAUCCGCUCCCAGGAAGCUGAUAGUAUGCCAUUACAAGAAGGGUACUGAGAUAUGCAACUACAGCUACAGCAACACCAUCCUGGCAGUGAAGCUCAACAGAUCCAGGCUCAUCGUGUGUCUGGAGGAGUCGCUGCACAUCCACAACAUCCGCGACAUGAAGAUCCUGCACACCAUCCGCGACACGCCGCCCAACCCGCGCGGCCUCUGCGCGCUGUCGCCCUGCGUGGACCACUGCUACGUGGCCUACCCCGGCUCCAGUGCCGUGGGUGAAGUGCAGAUCUUUGACGCCGUGCAUCUGAAUGCAAAGUGCGUGAUCAGCGCGCACGACAGCCCGCUGGCGGCGCUGGCGUGGUCCAUGUGCGGGCGCCGGCUCGCCACCGCGUCCGAGCGCGGCACGGUCAUCCGCGUGUUCGCGGUGCCCGAGCGGACGCGCCUCUACGAGUUCCGGCGCGGCGUCAAGCGCUGCGUGUCCAUCGCCUGCCUCGCCUUCAGCGCCUGCGGCAGCUACCUGGCCGCCACGUCCAACACGGAGACCGUGCACGUGUUCCGGCUCACCGAGCCCGCGCCGGCCGGGCCCGCGGCCGACGAGCCCGCGCCGGCUGAUGACGAGGCGGCGGGUGGCUGGAUGGGUUGGCUGUCCAGCGCCGUGUCGGCCGGCGCGGGCUACCUGCCGGCGCAGGUGGCGGACGUGCUGGCGCAGGGCCGCGCCUUCGCGGCCGCGCGCCUGCCGCAUACGGGCUACCGCGCGGUGGCCGCCAUCACCAGCGUGGCGCGCGCGCCGCGCCUGCUCGUGGCCACGGCGCAGGGCGUGCUGUACGUGUACGCGCUGGACGCCGAGGGCGGCGACUGCACGCUGCUGCGCCAGCACCAGUUCCUGGAGCGGCCGGCCGCGGCCCCCGCGCCGCAGGAAGUGGCGGCGCUGUCCACUAGCAACAGUUACGCGGGCGCGCUGCGCGGCCGGGACCCGGCGCGGAUGACAGAGUCGGAGCGCGCGGCCGAGCUGGGCGCGGCGCUGGAGGCGGCGCCGGCGCCCGCGCGGGCCUUCGACCUGCGCGACCCCAAGCACUUCCCGCCCAUGCGCCCCGAGCGCCCCGAGCGCGCCGACCCCGCCGCCCACUAGCUGCAGCGCCCGCCGCCGCCCCUGUACAUAGUGUAUAGACCGAGCAUCACGAGUGAUAUCUAUCUGACGACGGAUGACUCCGAGAGAGCUUGCAUCUACGUGUGUAAAUUAAUUAUUGUAGCGUUUUCAUGCUACAGACGAAAGGAACAUUAUUAUUGGAAAUCCAAUAAAAUUACUAUAAUAUUGUAAAUAAAUGUAAAGGACCUUAAAAAUGACAUAGUUAAGUGUGCCUGCGCCUGGCGUCAGCCGCAGAGAGCCGGCGGCCUCAGUCCGCGACCUCCUCGCCGCCUCCACCACCUUCAAAGCUGCGAACUGGAAACUAACAUCCGUAUGUCUCGUUACAUUUACAUCUCAUAAGAAACUAACGACUAUACUCAAAAAUCACUUGACUUGGCGCAGACGGAUGUGUCACAUAAUUCACCUAUAAUUUAAUUGCUUAAAGUGAUUAGAGAUGCUCCGUUAGUUACUAGGCAGACAUAAGAGAUGCGUGCGCCGAUUUCCAUUAUUUUCUGCAUUGCUAUAAUUACAUACACCUUGCAAUGUUCUAUUGUGACUCGAGGUGAGCAGGUCGCGGACAGAAAGCAGCUGUGUAGCUAAUUGUAAUUAUUAAUAUUGUACGUGUAAAGGUGGCCUCUCACGGUUAGUGUAUUGAUUUCACGAAUAGCAUAGGAACUCUGACCGCGGACUCUAGCAGUCACCGAAGUUUGUUCUGUGAUAAUAUGUAUGUGUAUGAUCUGUUCUGUCUUUGCUACCUGUAGCGCGGGCGCCGGGCGUCACCUACUUUCGUUGGGAAGCCACUUUUACAAUUGAGUUUCUGCAAAUGAACAUUUCUUUUAUAUAAUCGAAAAAUAUUAAGCGUGAUUAUAAGAAAUCAGAAAUUUUAUUUACCCUUUAAAACCUGAAUUAACUAAAAAUUGCAGGUUACUCACGUGAAGAAACUGAGAAAAGCUCUACUAGUUUCGAAACACAGAGGGUUUCUUCCAAUAAUCAGAUAGGAGGUUGAUGGACCAUCUUUAUAACUAUGGGAAUCGGACAAGACCAAAAUGGAGACAGUGUAUCUGUGGUUUAACGGUGCUUAGGCUAACAUUAUUAGACAGUAAAUCAAAGCGCAUCAAAAUCUAACCGUUGUCUAUAAUUUUUCUGAUAAUUAUUUAUUGAUGAGAAAUGUCUUUUUCAUUAAUAGUUAGUACUGGAUUUCCUUCACCUUUUACGUGCGCCACUUAUUUAUCAUUUUCAUUACACCCUUGGGUACCGAUCAAGAAGUCGUAGACCAAAAAUUCGCCCGGAAUAUUUGCGAUGCACUUAAGGGGGGAAAAUCAUCGAAUGCCUGCUCCCGCCUGGGUGAGGCGGGAGGGAGUGUCAGACUAAAAACCACCC
Molecule: messenger RNA, 2923 nt
Organism: Spodoptera litura
Lineage: Eukaryota; Metazoa; Arthropoda; Insecta; Lepidoptera; Noctuidae
Product: WD repeat domain phosphoinositide-interacting protein 2
Molecular function (GO): protein binding
Source: RefSeq, a predicted model, not a curated record